This is a messenger RNA of Episyrphus balteatus (marmalade hoverfly), 2705 nucleotides long. It is a transcript of the gene DIP-kappa, whose product is annotated as neural cell adhesion molecule 1. Bases 19 to 1896 code for a protein of 625 amino acids. Gene Ontology annotation, cellular component: neuron projection. Lineage: Eukaryota; Metazoa; Arthropoda; Insecta; Diptera; Syrphidae. The transcript has 11 exons. The record is from RefSeq and is a predicted model, not a curated record.
UUUUGUUUCUUGAAAUAAAUGUGUGGAAAAAUGGAUGUCCUUUGGGCGUCUGGUUGGAUUAUAUUUUUAUUAAGCGCUGCUGCUCUGCCAGAGAUCCCAUCAAAGGGCAAACAAACAAAAGUCCUUGAUUCACAAUCAUCAUCAUCUGAAGACAUAAGUAUGCCAAGAUUCGCUGAACCAAUACCAAAUGUGACCGUAUCAAUUGGCAGAGAUGCACUACUCGCUUGUGUUGUGGAAAACUUAAAAGGAUACAAGGUCGCUUGGGUGCGAGUCGAUACACAAACAAUCCUUUCAAUACAUCACAACGUGAUAACACAAAACAACAGAAUUAGCCUGACAUACAACGAUCAUAGAUCCUGGUAUUUGCAUAUUAAGGAGGUCGAAGAGAACGACCGGGGCUGGUACAUGUGUCAAGUGAACACAGAUCCAAUGCGAUCCCGGAAAGGAUAUCUACAAGUUGUGGUGCCACCCUUGAUUGUUGAGGGGAUGACUAGCAACGAUAUGGUGGUGCGAGAGGGUACCAAUGUGACAUUGAUGUGCAAAGCUCGUGGAUAUCCAGAGCCUUAUGUGAUGUGGAGGCGAGAAGAUGGCGAAGAGAUGUCAAUUGGUGGAGAGAAUGUCAAUGUUGUGGAUGGUGAGAUUCUACACAUUACUAAGGUCAGUCGGUUACAUAUGGCAGCUUAUUUAUGUGUUGCGUCGAAUGGAGUGCCACCAUCGAUUAGUAAACGCGUUCAUUUGAGAGUUCAGUUCCCGCCAAUGUUGUCGAUUCCAAAUCAAUUGGAAGGAGCAUAUGUGGGACAGGAUGUUACAUUGGAAUGCCAUACGGAAGCUUAUCCGGCGUCAAUAAAUUAUUGGACCACAGAGCGAGGGGACAUGAUCAUUUCGGAUACGUCAAGAGCUGGCGACAAAUAUGAAACAACUUCAUCCAUACACGGUUAUAGUAAAUAUAUGAAAUUGAAAAUACGAAAUGUUGGAGCAAAUGAUUUUGGUUCAUAUCGAUGUGUUGCGAAGAAUUCGUUGGGAGAAACUGAUGGAGUUAUCAAACUUGAUGAAAUCCUUGCACCAACAACAGCAGUUAUGUCAGAAAUUACCAUGUACAAUCGGACCUUAGAUGGCAAGCGUCCGAACAGGAAUAAAUUCGACACAAAUGCUCUGCCUGAUUAUGGUGUGGAAGAGUGGAAAGAUGGUGGAGGCGGCGGCGGCGGUGGAGGUGGCGACAAUGGGCAACCACCGAUUCGCAAUCCUCCGGGAGCUUUUCACAAUUCCGCAGUAUCAAUAAUGGGAUUUGGAGGACGAGGAAGAGGCUGGAAAUGGAGAUGGAAUUUGGAAUGGGAAUGGGGUAGAACAAGUCCCAUCGCUCAGACUAUAAUUUACUGGAUUAAAAGCAAAUCGCCAUUGUUCCAUUAUAAUUCACAUUUAUCGACAACGAGAAUAAAAAUGCCAAUGGCAACUCUGACAACCACACAACUCUUCGAGCCUGAUGAUGAUUACAUUGCUGCUUGCCAUGAAUAUGGUAGAACAACGACAACGACAAUGAUAACAACUUCACAUAAAGAAUUGAAAUCCUGUAAAAUAAAACAAUCGACCGCAGCCAAAAGUCGACAUCGACGGCAUCGCAAUCGGGAUCGGGAGAGAAGACUUGAUGUCGACGAUAUCCUUGCCACCGUCAUUGUGUCUCCAAUCAGUUGGGGAAUUUUCAUAAUUUUCAGUUUCAAUUUAAUUAGUAUACAGUUUUGGCGAAGGAUAUGCUUGCCAUCAGGAGAGUGUGCCAUGACGAUGAUGACGGCAGCGGCGAAGUUGGAAACGUCAAAGACGACAACGACGACGAUGACGACACCAACAACAACAACAACAAGGACGAUAAUGUCACCAUCACUCAACAGGAUAAAAAGAUGAAAACAAUUACAAUUGUGGAAGGAGCAGGAGUUGGCAAUGAUGGAGCCUGUUUCGUUGCAGGAGAAGGAAGAAAUAGAGAAGAAUUGUUGCCAGAGGUAAGGUUGUUGUGUGUAGUGAUGAUGGUUGUUUGUUGUAUUUAAAGAUGAAAAUAAAAAAAAAAAAAAAAGAUGUGCUGAAGAUGUCAACAAGGACACAAAAAAAAAAUAAACGAAGGAAUAUGUUAAUCAAAUUACCAUUUAGGAAUCUUUACAUAUACAAAUUAUACAUAUUAAAAAGAAAAAAAUAAUAAUAAUACAAACAAAAAAAAAGUAUCAAAAAAAUUCAUAUCAAAAAAAAAUUUAUUUUGUGUUAUAAUUCACAGUAAUCCUUGUUGUUUUUUAUUUUUGUUGUAUGUUAAUGUUAUGAUAUCUGUUAAAAAGAAAGUGAAUUAAGUUGUUUGUAUUUUUCUUAGGGGAGAAUAUGUGUUUUUAAUUUUCAUAAAAACGGAAUAAUACAAUAAAAAUGUAAAUGUACAAAUUUUUUUUGAAAUGUGUCGGUGUAAAAAACAAAAAACAGCUAUAAGUUGAUGAUGAGUGUUAUUUAACCAAAUUUUUAAAUGUACAAUAUUUUAAUUUAAUGUAAAAUAAGAAAAUAGCACUUGAAGGUUUUUUUUAUGGUUGCAUGUCUUAGGCCCAAUUUAUUCACUCUCCAUUAAAUUUAAAGUCGCCAUUAAAAAUGGGAAAUUUUAAAAUUCGUAUGCGAUUUGACAGAUUUUAAAUUUUUAAUGGUGCCUUUAAAUUUAAUGGAGAGUGAAUAAAUUGGGCCUUAGU